CAAGUGGAAUUUCAUUAUAUUUUCAUAUCGUCCGUUAUCUUAGAGACAGCAGUUUAAAACACAGCGAAGAACAUUUUUGUGAAUCUGUGUUACAUAGAGGAAUAUACUACAGUACAAGAUAAUCGGAUAAAUAAGUCUGCCAUAGUGUUGACUUCAUAUAAGAUCUUUUCCAAGGACAUGGCAAGUAUGGCAGAAACUCCGGAAUUGAAUGAAAUUUUACCAGAUGGCGACAAGGAUGGUAAAAGGAUAUUUGUAAUAAAUGCUCCAUUAUUAACGCGUCAAUUAAAUGAUGUGAAACUUAUUGGUGAUCCUGGCGGUGGAAAGGUCAUACUAUGCGUAAUUAAAAAGGAGCUGCUUAAACUAUUUCCAUGGUGGUACAAAAAUAAGUUGAAGAUUCCAUUGGUUAUAAUCCUCACCUCGAAUGACUCGGAGCAACAAUUGUUGCUGACGCAACGGCAAAAUUUAUUCCCUACAGACUUACGUCAGCAAAAUCAUAACCGCAAUGACGUCAUGUUGAGUUAUGUCUUGCAUAAUCAAUCAACCCUUUUCGAAUUGCCUAAUCAUGACAUUCUUUUAUAUUUUGAUGUUUCUUCUCAACAUGUUUUGAAGAGAAACAAAAGGCGGUCGAGUUUGCCUAUUGAGCCGACAAAUAAAAACGCUCGUCAUAUUUCGCCCGUGGUAAUCUUUGUUGCUAACUUUCAUAAUCUUGAAGACUUUAAGAAAAACGUUUUCACUUUGUACAAUGAAUAUCAACUUAAUAAACAACGAAUAAUAAACAGGCAAAAUAUGCAUAAGCCCGUUUUCAAAAGGUGUCACUCCCUUCCAAUAAUGUCAAAAGAAAGCAACAAUAAAGAAAAUCUGACAGUUGUAAAAAUAUUACCUCUAUCGAUGCCAACUGGCGUUGACAUUCCGCAAGCUCUCAAUCUUAAUGAUCAAUCCACGCAAACCAUAGAUAACGAUGAUCGUUUUAAAAGACUUUACGACGAGACAAAAUUAGAGAAUGAAAAGUUGAUGAACGAAAAUGAAUUGCUAAAACGCAAACUUUUGGAAGAAAAUAAUUUGUUUGAAAAAUAUCGGGCCGAGAGGAGCCUUUUAGAGAAUGAAAUAUUAUAUUUAAAGCAAAGGUGUCAUGAGUUAGAAAAGGAGUACAAAGAUCUCUUAUCCGAAAAUGGAAGGCUUUUAAUCGAGAUGGAUUCCAAAAUUACUAAAGAAAAGCAUAUCGAGAAAUUAAAAAAAAUAUAUCCUACUAUGCCAAUUAGGAACGUCAAUGAAGAAAUGGUCACGUUAGGGGUUGAUAAUAAUCACACAGAAAUAAUACCCCCAAAUCAUAGUCGAACUAACCAUGUUGGAUCCAGCAGUGAUCUUUUAAAUGAAGGAAACGUUCCACCUGAAUCUAUAGAAUACCCUGUACAAGUAGUAGAAGGAAAUGAAAUAGAACCUAUUGGCGGGGAGAAUAACUCAUUAUCAACCACGCCCCAAGAUAACAAUUCAUAUAAACAAUUAUUGCUAGCUAUUGCCCAUAGUUUGCUCUCCAAUGAUGUUAUUAAACUAAAAGUUUGGGCUCACGAACAGUUUUCAGUUGAAACGAAUCUUAUCGCAACCGAAGCCAUGUUUCAAUUGGAUCGGAAAGGUGUUAUCAAUCCGACGAAUCUGAGUGCCCUACGCGUGUUCUUCGAGUCAAUUCUGAGAUUUGAUUUAGCUCAUCUCAUCCAACAAUACUGCUGCGGGGAUUAUGCUAAUUUGAAGCAGCUGAUUGUUAAAAUUAAAGAAAGGCUCGUUCAAAACGCGAGGGAACGCAAUCUACAUCAUGUACGCACUUCUACCCUUCUCCCAACACAUUCGUAUUCUCCAAGAUUACCGGUACAACGAGAAGUAUCGAAUAGCAGGAAUCAAUAUGACACUGCAAAUGGCCCUCCACUUAAUGAUCCUCAAAACAGCGCAACUGAUACAAGAAGAAAUCAUAGAUCGUCAAUGUUUGAAGAUAUUGCUGAUCGUCGUUCCACGAGAGAAACAAGAGGUAGUGAAAAUAGUUCAAGAAGAAAUUUAACUGAAACGACCACAAGAACAAGUAAUGGCAUUGCAGAUAAUUCAAGAACUGAACAGUCUGCUAUACAGCUUAGUAUCCGAGAUCCUUCUCCUUCUGCAGAAUACAACGAUCCGUCAACAUCUCACGAAAAUGGUCGUUCCUAUUUACAUAGUGAUAGAAGAAGAGAGGAGAGAUGGUUGUGUAAUCACUACAAAAGACGUUGCAUGGUGAAAUUUGAUUGUUGUGAUAAAUACUGGGCUUGCCAUCGUUGCCACAACGAGACAAGCACGUGCCAGCAAAAGAAACUGAAAUCACGUGAUACGACGAUGGUCAAGUGCAUGGAAUGUGGAAAAGAACAACAGUUUGGUGAAAAUGGUCAAUUUUGUGUUUCGUGUAACACUCAAUUUGCUGAUUUUUACUGUGGUAUUUGCAAACAUCUUACUGGAAGAGAUGAUCAUCCGUAUCAUUGCGAGAAAUGUGGAAUUUGCAGGAUCCAUGGAGAUCGUUCAUAUCAUUGCGACGUCUGUGGUGUUUGUCUUGAUGUUCAACUCAGAGGAAAUCAUAAAUGUCGUCCAGAUUCCGCUCAUGAUGUUUGCGGUAUCUGCUUGGAGGAUGCAUUCACGGGCUGUCAGAUCCUUCCAUGUUCCCACAAAGUUCACAAAGAAUGCUCCACCCAAAUGAUUCAAAGCGGAUUAACUCGGUGCCCAAUUUGCCGGGAGAGUUUCGCUCACAAGCUCCAGAGACGCCCAACAGCUGGAAGGAAGCCAUCAAGAAGAAGGCGGUGAAGACACGUAUGAAAAAUGGACAUUUUGAGCCUGCAUGUAUACGAUAUAUAUAUUAAUAAUUCCAAUAGCGCAUUUUUUGGGUAGUGUUGCAGCUCCUUGCAAAAAUGAUUUUCAUUAGCUGAACUUUACAAUACAUUUCUGGUUCAACCAAUAGCAUAGCUUCACUCUUUAGAAUGCAUAGAAAAGCAUUAUCCAAUUGGACGAAAGCUUCCGACGCGCAUAUAAUUAAUUAAUAGCCAAUUUGAAUUGUAUAGCUUUAAGGGAGCAGCUAGAGCUUUUCUUUAAAUAAACGCAAUGCCAUAUAUAUAAAGUAGAUCAAAAGUAGGAUCGUAGCAUGAGCGCUACUUGCUUCUCAGAGGUAAACAACUUUGAAAUAGACCCAAAGUGGUGAUGAUGGGGACGUUAACAAUAGAUGAUGGAAUAUGUCAUGGGCGUGGUCAAAAGACCACGAACAGCAACAAACACACCUUGAGUAUUAGAAAAGAGAUUUUACAAUUUCAAAAAGAUAUUUUAUGAACAUUAGCCGCAUAUGAUAAAUGACCAGGGCCGAUGGUUCGAAAGCUGAAUAGCGCUAAACCGAAUAGGGGUUUUUCAAUCCCGCUAAAAUUAAUCGUUGAUCCGGCAGAACUUUGAUUAUUCCUUAGUAUUGGUCCUUUAAAUUGGGGAUCCUAUUUAAUAACUGCAUGUUAUAGCAGCUUUAAAAACUUUAAUUUUAAUUGCUUCUCGUCCGGUUUCACAACUGUUAAGAAAUAUAUACUAUCUGCUAGAAAUAGCGCAAACCAGUAUUCGUACAACCGGCCCAUGGGGAAUAAAAUAGUUAAUAUAUUCGAUUAGUAUUGAAACCGAGAACUGAAAUGCAUGGUUUAAAAAUUAUGGACGUAUAAUAAUUAUAUUUUUUAUCAAUA
This is a messenger RNA of Dendronephthya gigantea, 3716 nucleotides long. RefSeq lists its product as uncharacterized. Bases 178 to 2811 code for a protein of 877 amino acids. Lineage: Eukaryota; Metazoa; Cnidaria; Anthozoa; Malacalcyonacea; Nephtheidae. The transcript is spliced from 7 exons. Gene Ontology annotation, molecular function: ubiquitin protein ligase activity; protein binding; zinc ion binding. Gene Ontology annotation, biological process: protein ubiquitination; ubiquitin-dependent protein catabolic process; regulation of apoptotic process. Gene Ontology annotation, cellular component: nucleus. The record is from RefSeq and is a predicted model, not a curated record.